Molecule: messenger RNA, 4034 nt
Organism: Homalodisca vitripennis (glassy-winged sharpshooter)
Lineage: Eukaryota; Metazoa; Arthropoda; Insecta; Hemiptera; Cicadellidae
Product: probable cytosolic oligopeptidase A
Exons: 15
Coding region: 165-2291 (708 amino acids)
Biological process (GO): proteolysis; peptide metabolic process
Molecular function (GO): metalloendopeptidase activity
Source: RefSeq, a predicted model, not a curated record
AUUCCUCAAUUUCAGUCAGUGUUGAUAGACCAAUAUCAUGUUAAUAGGUUAGGUCACCGUAUCAAUGAUAGGAAGGUUUACAUGUUCUUAUUGAUAAUAGGUUGAUAAACACUGUCAAGAUAUUUUGAUUUUAAAGGGAUUUAGUUAAAAACGUUUAACUUAACAUGUCAGUUUCACUGUGCUGUAGAAGAUUUCCUCGUACUCUUAAUGCAAGGCUUGUGCAACCUACGAGAAAUGGUUACAUAGUACUGUUACCAGAGAUCAACCCAAAUAUUCCUGAUAAUGUAGCACUUAUGAAAGACAACAUGCCAGACUUCAAAAGCCUUACGACAGAGAAGUGUGUGACGACCAUGGGGAAACACCUUCUGGACUUUGAACAAGGAGUCAGGGUGAUAGAACAGGCGGUGGAGAAAGCCGGUUGCACCGAUGUUGUCAAAGAGGUGAUUGAACCACUGGAGAAAAUAAGUGCGUCUCUAGACACAUCUUGGGGAAUAGUGAAGAAUUUGUACCUGACGAGUUCUACGCUGAUGCCGGCCACAACGUAUGUUCCGUUACAUCAUCGGGCCCGUCGAGCUCGAGCUUCCAAGUUCUAUAGCAAAGCUAUAUACACAGCGUGUAAGGAGAGUGACCAGAGUAAGAUGACGGAGGAGGACCAGAGGGUUGUUGACAAGUUCAUCCUGGAGGGGAGAUUGGCAGGACUGGAUCUGGAAGAGAUCAAACGAGAGGAACUCGCCAAUGUUCACAUACGGAUGGCCGAGUGUCGGUCAGAUUUCACCAUGAGAAUGCAGGUUUCAUCGAAGAUGUUCAAACAUACGAUACACGACCCCAGUGUCACCAGAGAGAUGCCAGACCAGCUGCUGAGGCUAAUGUCAGAAAAUAAGGAUGAGCCCAGCCGAGGUCCUUGGACAGUGACGCUGGAGCCGCAACUCCAGGAGCUGUUCAUGGCAUAUUGUCCAGACAGGGAACUCCGCUGGAACGUGUGGCAAGCCAACAGCCGAGUGGCAUCUCACUCACUGGAAGAUUCACAACUCCACAACAGUGCAAUUUUGGAGAAGAUAAGAGCUCAUAGGAAGGAUGAAGCCCGACUGCUUGGGUAUGAAAGCUAUGCACAUUUAUCCAUGGAAACAAAAAUGGCCGGCUCCCUGGAAAAUGUACAACAGACUUUGGGAAACAUGUUGCAAGUUGCAAAGCCGGCAGCUGAUAGAGAGUUGGCCGACCUGCAACAGUUUGCCUGGGACAGAGGGUUCGAAGGUGGACUACAGGUUUGGGACAUUCCUUUCUGGCAGCGGAAACAGAGGCGGACUCUGUACAAUUUCCAGGAAGAGACCCUAAUCGACUUCCUGCCGUUCGACAAAGUGUGGACAGGUCUGCUGGGGCUCUGCGAGAGACUGUUUGACCUCAAGUUCGUGGAGCAGAAGAUGGACCUUUGGCAUCCUGAUGUCAGAUUCUUCCACAUCUACGAAGAUGACUCCAACAAACCAGUUGCUGGCUUCUACUUAGACCCUUACGGGAGGGAGGACAAGCCGAUGACAGGAUCGAGGGGAGCCUGGGUAGUGAACAUCACACCAGCAGCCAGGAUACACAAGGCACUCCCUCUGUCCACUCUGGUGCUGCACCUGGAUCCUCCAAUCUACGGGAAGCCAGCUCUGCUUACCUGGGCCGACACUCAACUGCUCUUCAGACAGUUUGGACACAUUCUACAACAGCUGUUAACUACUGUGAACUACACAGAAGUGGCUGGGCAGUCUAACGUGGAGUGGGACGCAGUGGAGAUCGUAGGAAACGUUUUCCUCCAUUGGUUGAAGGACCCUGCAGUGUUUGAAAGUAUAUCAGGCCACUACGCUACAGGGGAGAAACCACCAGUUCCACCUCUGACUGAAAUUGACAGGCAUCUGGCCGGUUAUAAUCUCUGCCAUGAAUUGUUCAAAGCACAUCUCGACCUAGAAAUUUACUCCACCAAGGACUUCUGGCAGGAUAUAAUGAAGCGUCUAUGGCCAGCACACUUCAUCCUGCCACACGACCAUUGGAACUCGUUGCCUUGCAACUUCAGCGCGAUCGUGACAGAGCAGUGGUGCGCGGCAUACUUCAGUCACGUGUGGGCCCGCAUGGUGGCUGCCGAUGUGUACACCGCGUUCACUGAACCUGACGUCGACUUGAAGAAUAUCGGCUCUAGGUUCAGAGACACUUAUCUAGCGUUCGGUGGGAGUUGUCCACCUGGUGAGGUGUUCCGCAGGUUCCGAGGUCGUGACCCCUCUUCUGAGGCCUACCUCAAGUAUCUCGGCUUACACUGAACUCCCUGCUCUCACUCGACCACUCAGUGCAGGUGGUGUCCAGUAAGACUGAAGAUGUUUCUAGUCUGCAGAUGACGGCUCUAUCUUAAUAGUUGUUCUGUGGCGAAGAACAAAAUUCUACUACUUCAAAAGAGAAUGUUUAACAAAUUCAAUUUUGUUUUGUUUCGUGUGUCUCUCCGCAUUUAGAUUUUAAUAACAACUCAAACUGUGCACUUUUCACGGUGGUUGUUUACAUUAUUAUAAAGUAGCACAAAUGAUUAUGGUUAAUUUUUUUAUUCGUUUAAUUGUAAUUAUCUUUCAAUACAGUUGUUUACCCUUUUUUAUGAUUUUUUAGCAAUGGAAUUUUGUGAAUGUAAAGUUGUUCAAACUCACCAAAAAUAUCAUAUUGCUGUUUCUUUAAAAAUAUAUAAUUAAUGAUAUAAGACAUAUGAUGGAAACGUGACCUCUUGUGUGAAAUAAGCCAGUAGUUAAAAAUAGUACAGCAUUUUAAAGAAGGAUUUUAAUAUUUCUGCUGAAUUUGAGGAAACAAAUGAUUUUAAGAUUUUAAAAAAUCUUUUUUGUAAUAUAAUUGGUUUAUUUUGAUUUUAUUAAUACAACAAACUGUUCUUAUGUAAUUAAGUUGGAAGUUGAAACCCCUCACGGGAAAUUUGUGUGUGGAAUGGAAAAAAUUAAGGAAAACCUAGAUAUUAUUUUGGUCAUAUUAAAAACUCAGUUCUCUCAAGAAUUGUUUGUCCUAAAAAAUCAUAAAAUCCAAUUUUUUUAAUGAACUAUUGUCUAAUUAUAAGAGUAAUAUCAUAACAAAAUAAGAAUUUGGGUUCAUGAGUUUUGCCUCUCAAAGUCAACAAUACCUAUAAUUAUUUUAGAAGCAAAGCCACAAAAUUUGUUUCAGAUUUGUGGUGAAAAGCUAUACUUUUGCACAUAUUCCCCAUAAGUGGUCUGUGCAACAAGCUACUGAAUUUCUUGAUUAAUUAAUUAAAUAGAUUUCAGUAACAAAGUAACUAUUAUUUAAGACAAUUUUGGGUCCAGUAGUUCUAAUGGGAAUUAUUUUAAGACCUAUGAUUGUGAGAAAAUUUCAUUUUCAUUCCUAUAAAUACGCCUCUGGUAUGUUUUCCGUGGGUUUGAGAAAACCCUGCGCUAUCAGAAUGCAAUUCUAAUACAGUGUACGGCUACAGGAAAUGAUCCGGCUUGCACGAUCCAUUCCAAUACAUUAUUGAAGUUAACAUUUAAUAAAAUGUUAAAUUAUGUUUGCAGAUGAAGUCAAUAAAUUCACUCAAAACAAGUAGUUAUUACAUAUCUAUAGUGUACAUCUUAAAGCAGCCAACAAUUUUCCAACUUUAAUGUUUUUAAUUACAGAUUUUAGUUGCUGUUUGAAUUUUUAUAUACGCUUUUUACUCAUCAUUUAUGUGCUUUUUAACAUUUCAAAACAAUGUAGCAUUAAAGUAAAGUGCUUAAGUUUUUCUACAAUAAAAAAAACUGUAUUUAAAAUCAUGCAUUUUAUUGUUAGAGUAUUUAAGAAACCAUAACAUUUAUUUAUUGUAGAUCACAAUAAACUAAAUUCAUUAUCAUGUUAUAUUUUACUACUGGCAUCAAAUAGGCUAGUAAAAUGAAUGCGACAUUGUAGGCCUAUAUUUUAUUUGUAAUUAUUUAAAACCUAUGAAUAAAUACAUGCCACUUCCUCAUUCUAGAUCUGUGAUAUUUUAUCACUCAAUUAAUAAAAUGUUUAUUUUCAUUAGCUGAAAUUAA